AUGGCUCCUUCCCAGCUUAUUGAUACUUGGGUGAAUGAGCUGAAAAAAUAUUUCAAUGGUGAUCUAUAUCUCAUCUUGCACUAUGGUAUCAAUGGUUCUGGUGGCACUUCUGAUCCUUACCAGUGCAACCUCAUAAAGAAUCAGUCCCAGCUCCUCCAGUUCUUCAAAAAUUUGGACCCAAGCAAUGCCAAUGCAAAUGAGUGGUCUAGUGACUUUGAAUUUGAGCAUGUUAUUUUGGAUGAAGGUCAUGCCAUCAAAAUCACAUCCACAGCAACACACAAGUCAGUGAAAUGUUUAUCUAUAAGUCACUUUUGGGUUGUAACUGCAACUUCAAUGUUAAACUGUGCAUCAGAUAUGAGAGGGAUUCUCAAGAUUCUUUGGAAGUCAGAGCUUUGUGAAGAAUUUGAUUACUGUCAACAGCUCACAGAUCUUUCUGUUUAUGCUGAUGUCAACAUUAACAAUAAUAUGGAUCUUCAUAUACUUGACUCUGAGCUUUUUAUGUCAAUAUGCCACAAUGGUGCCAUUGAUUCAAGUGCAGCAUUUGUUGUUCUACCACACAUUCUUUCAAAAAUUCAGCUUCAUCAUAUCAUGGGUUUACAAAUGGACCUUGAUGAUAGUUGUGGGAUGAUCACAAUUGGAGCACAGAUACCUGUAUACAGGACAAGAACAAUAGACUGUGUCAUGAACAAUAUUCAACUUGCUGAGUAUGUGAAAUUACACUCAACUCUGGUGAGAAAUCUCAAAUCUGGUAGAGUGCCUGCCAGUGAUGUCACUACUGCAGCAACUGCAGAAGAGAUAGAAGGCCACUUUGAUAUGAGUCUCUAUUACCACCUUCACCAGACCUCAUUGUGUUCUGAAUUGAAACAACUUUUUUGA
Messenger RNA from Ophidiomyces ophidiicola, 876 nucleotides. RefSeq lists its product as uncharacterized. The coding region runs from base 1 to 876 and encodes 291 amino acids. The record is from RefSeq and is a predicted model, not a curated record. Lineage: Eukaryota; Fungi; Ascomycota; Eurotiomycetes; Onygenales; Onygenaceae. Gene Ontology annotation, molecular function: ATP binding; ATP-dependent chromatin remodeler activity. The transcript is spliced from 2 exons.